Messenger RNA from Diabrotica virgifera virgifera (western corn rootworm), 627 nucleotides. Its product is annotated as adenosine 5'-monophosphoramidase HINT1-like. Gene Ontology annotation, molecular function: hydrolase activity. Gene Ontology annotation, biological process: purine ribonucleotide catabolic process. The record is from RefSeq and is a predicted model, not a curated record. Bases 149 to 568 code for a protein of 139 amino acids. Gene Ontology annotation, cellular component: nucleus; cytoplasm. The transcript is spliced from 2 exons. Lineage: Eukaryota; Metazoa; Arthropoda; Insecta; Coleoptera; Chrysomelidae.
UUAAAAAAUUACGGGAUCUGGAUUUCAAAGCAUAUUUUUUUAUAAUUCUCGUAUCAAAGUUACGCGUGAAGUUAGUCGUAUUGACGACAGUUGAGAAAACUUGGUCAACCAGUCAAGAGUGUCAACUUAACAGUGUCAAGAAGUGUCAAUGUCAAUGUGUCUGUGUCAAGUCACAAUCAAGUUAAAAAUGGCCGAUGAAGUACAACUUGCACAAGUUGCCGAAGCCGGUGGAGAUACAAUAUUUGGCAAAAUAUUAAGAAAAGAAAUUCCAUGUAACUUCAUUUAUGAGGAUAAUUUGUGUGUUGCUUUUGACGACGUCAACCCACAAGCGCCAGUCCAUUUUCUUGUAAUUCCCAGGAAAUGUAUUCCACAGUUAUCAAAGGCUGAAGACGAUGAUGAAGCUCUAUUGGGUCACCUUUUAGUAGUGGCAAGGAAAAUUGCUCAGAAAAGGAAUUUGAAAAAUGGUUUUAGAAUUGUGAUUAAUGAUGGUCCUAUAGGUGCUCAAUCAGUUUACCAUCUUCAUAUACAUGUUUUGUCUGGAAGGCAAAUGCAAUGGCCACCAGGCUAAGCUUUUUAUUUGAUAUAAAUUGGUGUUUAAUUAUUGGAAAUAAAUCUUAGAUCAGCAAA